Molecule: messenger RNA, 510 nt
Organism: Symbiodinium necroappetens
Lineage: Eukaryota; Dinophyceae; Suessiales; Symbiodiniaceae
Source: the annotation of a GenBank genome assembly
AUGGAGAUUGUGCAGGGCCAGUUUGAAUUUGUCCUUGACGAGGCAGAUGGAACUCUAUGGCUGGCCAAUGCGUCAAACCUUCGCUGCAGAUUCCUGCCGAAGUCUUCCAGUGAGGACAAGAACGGUGCAAACUCUGAAGAAGAGGUCGUCCGUUUUUUCGAGGAAGAAGAGUUUGAGGAAGAGCUGCGGGACACGGAGAAGAAGAUGGAGCAGCUGAGGAAGAGAUUCGGUGGGGAUCCUGGCGUAGCGCAUGGUGGAACAGGAGUUUCGGGCAUCACUGUCAGCGCCUCUGACCAACUGGCUGGAGUCCGGGUACCCAACAACCUUGUACGAUUUUACCAGGAGGAGGAGAAAAUGCUUCGCUACUAUGAGGAUGAGGUUCGGGUGUUGGCCCUGAGGCCUCUGAAGCCACUCGCAGAAGGACGAGCUGUUGGGCUCGGCUGCUGGUUCCGACGCUGGGUGAAGAGCGUGAAAGCCCCACGGCCAGGAAGGCUGGCCAUACUUGAGUAA